Messenger RNA from Peronospora matthiolae, 2685 nucleotides. The record is from the annotation of a GenBank genome assembly. NCBI's taxonomy places the organism in Eukaryota, Oomycota, Peronosporomycetes, Peronosporales, Peronosporaceae.
AUGGAGAUCGAGCUCGCUUAUGGUGAAUCUCGCGGAUACUGGAAACAUUAUUCACCCGGGAAGUGGUUCAAACAAGCGAAAGCCGUUGGCAAGAUCAACAACGUAAAAGCUACUCUGUUAUUUGAUUCUGGUGCUGAAGUGUCGAUCAUUGACACCACCUUUGCUCGUGAGGUCGGUUGCAAUAUUGACGAAAGUCAACGACAAGAAUGUAUCGGGAUUGGAGAAACUCCGUACAUGACGGUAGGACGUACCAAGAUCAAGGUGACCCUCGCGGGAUCGCUGGUAUACUAUUUCAAUGUAUGGGUAGGCGAUCUGGCAGGGCAAGAAGCGAUUCUGGGUAUGGAUUUUAUGGUGCCUGCUGGAGUGCGGCUCGAUCUAGCGGAUGGCGCGCUAUGUCUACCAGAAGAAAUCCGCAUUCAUCUCGCAGGACGUCGCCCCGCGUACGGAUCGAAGAUACAACAUAUAACGGCGAAGGACCAACACGUGGUGAUCCCGGUCGGAGAGUCAAGGGAAGUGAAGAUCGGGAUCGGAGGGGCUAAGAUGAAGUUGUGGGUCGCUAGAGGACUAGAUUGGGUCCCCACUGUGAUCUCGGGGUGGGGUAAGACGAAAUACCUGCAGAUGACCAACAUUGGCGACCGGGAGAUCAUACUGCCCACCCACACUAUAUUAGGCAUGUGGGUCGAAGGCGAUAUGGUACCGCGGACCCAAGGUUUGGUGACAGUCGGGUCGGGGAAGUACAAGGAAUGGCAAACUCUGGCAUAUGAGGCUACAACGGAUCGAGUGAACGAACUCCCGAAAGAACCGAUCGGACCAUUGGUAGAUCGUCCUACGUAUGCCGCUCCCAAACGCAUCUUGAAACGUCCGUCUGAUGCGUUACAGAACCUGUCUCCGGCGAUCUCCACGGUAACGUCGCAAGCUAACGAUGACGAUUCGCAAAAGGCAGAUGCUGUAGUUGCGAGGGAAGUAACGGUCAGGGGAGCCGAACUAUCGCGGAUGGAGAACGGUCAUGAGAUCGGUACCCAACAUGCAACGAAGGGAGACCGCGACACCGGUCAAGAAGGGCUACGUGACAGAUCGUCUCUACCGAAGGCUGAGCCGACUGACCGACUGUUGAAAUUGGGCCAGCCGGAAGAGACGAAGGAGCCUAAAGAAGAAAUAAUGCUAAAUACUGAAGACGUCGAGAUUGCAGAAAUACCAGUUUAUCACCACGAGAGCGGAGAUUUGUUUGCGGAAGAUAUCGAGCAGCAUAUGGCCGUGCUACCAGAGAUGUCGGCGACUACGGAAGAAGUUACGAUUGAGGACAUUCAGAUCGGUGAUCCCGAUGUGCCUCUCACCACAGAUCAACAACGGCUCAGAUCGCUGAUCUGGAAGAGCCGUCACCUCCUCAUGGGUAAAGGUAAUGCUCUACCACCCGCAGCACGAGGCGCGAUCUGUGAUAUUGAUGUCGGUGGGGCAGCACCGAUAGCGCAAAGAGUGCGUCCGGUCGCACCCAAAUAUCGGGAGAAGCUGUCAGAUCUCAUCAAAGGACUAUUAGCAGCCAAAAUCGUUCAGCCAUCCACGUCACCUUGGGCGUCUCCGAUAGUGGUGAUCAUCAAGAAGAACGGAGUGGAUAUUCGCCUUUGCAUUGAUUAUCGAAGAGUUAACCAGCUGACGCGUCUGAUGGUUUAUCCCAUGCCGUUGAUCAGCGAUCUGUUGGAAGAUCUGGAUAAAGCUCUAUGGUACUGUUCGCUAGACAUGGCUAGUGGAUUUUGGGUCGUCGAAAUGACCGAACGAGCAAAACUGAUCUCAGCGUUUGUCACACCGUUUGGCUUGUUCGAGUGGCUGCGAAUGCCUUUUGGGCUUAAGAACGCGCCCCAGAUCUACCAACGUCUGGUGGACAAUGCGUUGUAUGGAUAUCUCAAGAUCGGCCAGAGAUCAGCUUCUGAUGGCCCGAUCGACGUGUUCAAAGAUGGAGAACCUGAGACAGAUCGACGACCGUCUAUACUGGGACGCCGAUCUUACAUUGACGAUAUUCUCAUACCAGCCGCGUCAUGGGGAUCUUUGUACACAAAAGUAGAACGGUUGCUGGAGGCAUGUGAUAAGUGGAAUCUGUCUAUCAGCCUCACGAAGAGUUUUUGGGGGUGCCGUAAGGUCGAUUAUUUGGGACAUCGAGUGUCGAUGGAUGGUCUGGAGGCUCAGCCCAAGAACCUAGAGUCGUUGGUUAACAUCCCGUUUCCUAGCACGCUACGAGCUAUGCAAUCCUUUCUCGGGAGCUUGAACUACUACCGUCGCUUCAUUGAGGAUUUCGCGGUGUAUGCCGCGGUGUUGUAUGAGUUAAGAGAAUCGGAUUUCUUCGAGAUCGGCCGAUCUCAGCUUGCAGCAGGAGACGAAUGCUCCAACGAGGGUCGAUGGACGGAAGCCAAGGUUGCUUUCACUAUGCUAAAAGCUAAGAUAGCUACAGCUCCCAUGCUCAAGCAUUUCGACCCAGAUCGGUCCCCCGUAAUCGUGGUCUACGCUAGCAAGUGGGCUGUCUCAGCGGCCCUGAUACAGGAGUACGAUGGCGUGUACCAUCCGGUGACGUUUACUAGCCGCACUUUAAAGCCUAAUGAGCUUAACUACGGAAUGGUAGAAAAGAAGUGCUGGCGCUACUUCGUGUGUUGGAUGUAUGCUAUACUACGCUUGCCUCGCGGGAGAUCACUGUACUGA